UUUCUGUUUUGGUUUCCCACGCAGAUUUUAAACUUGAGUUUGUUUUUCACACAGAAAUAUUGGGAUCAAAACAUGUGCAUGUAGAAUCUCGACAAAAGAUCGUAGAGAUCGAGUGAGCAAUAUUUACAAAUGACUACGACGGGUCCGGCGAGGACAAGCUCAUUGAUGGACGAUCUCUUGGGACUCCUUAGAAUCCGCAUCAGACGUGGCGUUAAUCUCGCCGUCCGUGACAUCAAUAGCAGCGACCCUUACAUCGUCGUCAAAAUGGGCAAGCAGAAGUUGAAGACUCGUGUCAUUAGCAAAGACGUAAAUCCAGAAUGGAAUGAAGAUCUGACUCUCUCCGUCACAAACCCCAGUCUUACCGUCCUCUUGACGGUGUACGACCACGACAUGUUUAGCAAGGACGACAAGAUGGGUGAUGCAGAGUUCGAGAUAAAACCAUAUAUUGAGGCUUUAAGGAUGCAACUUGACGGACUUCCUAGUGGAACCAUUGUCACCACGGUUCAGCCAAGUCGUCGCAACUGCUUAGCCGAGGAGUCUAAAGUCACUUGGAUCGAUGGUAAGCUCGUCCAGGAUCUCGUUCUCAGAUUACGACACGUCGAAUGUGGAGAGGUCGAGGCUCAGCUUCAGUGGAUUGACCUCCCUGGCUCCAAGGGUCUGUGAAACUUCUCUUUACUAAUCACCGUUACUUUUUAAGGUUUUUUUUCUUUCAAAUUGAAUUAAACCUCACAAUCACAACAAGUGACAGAACCAUCUUGAUGGUAUUAGUGAAUUAGAAGCGUGUAUUUGUCCAUAAGAAUAUAAGGAUUAUUGGAUUAAGAACGUUGAGGGAAUUUUUGCUCCCAUAUGGUGAUGGAGUCAUGGUGGUGGAUAUUGUCUAUGUAUAUUUGGGUUUAGAUUUGUGCCUUAAAUAAGGCUUUAAUUUGAUUAACA
This is a messenger RNA of Brassica oleracea var. oleracea, 933 nucleotides long. Its product is annotated as protein C2-DOMAIN ABA-RELATED 4. NCBI's taxonomy places the organism in Eukaryota, Viridiplantae, Streptophyta, Magnoliopsida, Brassicales, Brassicaceae. Bases 130 to 663 code for a protein of 177 amino acids. The transcript has 3 exons. The record is from RefSeq and is a predicted model, not a curated record.